Microbotryum saponariae is the source of this 2831-nucleotide messenger RNA. Lineage: Eukaryota; Fungi; Basidiomycota; Microbotryomycetes; Microbotryales; Microbotryaceae. The record is from the annotation of a GenBank genome assembly.
AUGGCCGCAGUCGAGGUGCACAAACGCAUCGCCCCGACGAUCAAGAACGCCAAGUCGUCGACAAAGUCGCGCCAGCAAGCCGCGCCGAAUGCGCUCAGGGUCAAGACCGCCCGCGGAGCGCUCAUCACCACCUCGCUGCCUUCGCUGCAGAACCUCAUCAAGCGUUCCAGUGACAGUUAUGCCGAGGAGUUUGCCGUACAGUGGGCGCGCUUUGGUAGUUUGGUCAAGAUUGUGCAGUUGGGCUUGGGAGGCGCCAAGGGCGACGAGGACAAGCUCCGAGAAGUGACUGGCUUCGUCUGUCAGGUUGGUCCUUCUCGCAUCUUUCGAAACAGAAUAUGUUUGCGUUCAUCUGGACGAUACUCAUAUACAACUGUCCUUCCGCAGGUCGCUCAUUUGUACCCGACCAUGACGUCCUCGCUCCCGUCAACGCUGUCGAACUUGCUCCUAUCGUCGGCUCCGACCCCUGCGACCUCGAGCGCGGCCGGAUCCAUCAGCCAAGUCGGCAACGGCGUCAGUGGUGGAGGAGUACAGCUCGGCCCCGAGACGCGCAAGACGAUGAUGCAAGGUCUCGUCUUGUUGCGCAGGCGAGAAGUCAUCUCCGGUGUAGAGUCAGUUACCCUCCUGCGAUCUUUCGAUCGACGUCGAAUGCUCACGCCGUGGUCCAUUCGUCUCCGAACAGACUGCUCAAGACCUUGUUUCCUUUGCUUUCAUUGACGACGUCGCCCAAUCUCCGCUCCUUCAUCCUCAAGACGAUUCUCGGUGACAUCAGGAACGCCAAUCUCAAGACCAAGAACCUCAAACUCAACCGCAUGGUCCAAGGCCUCUUGUUCGGCAUGAUCGAAAAGGGGAUCGACGCCGAAGCCGAGCGACUCGGUACCGGCGUCAAGCCUUCGCGUCGAGGCGAUGUCAAGAUCGUAGGCGCGAGGGAGGCCAUGUGGGCCGUCAAGAUCGCGUCUGAUCUGUGGCGCAAGAACGUGUGGCGGGACGCGAGGACGGUCUCGAUCGUCGCUUCGGCGUGCUUCCACCCCGAUACCAAAGUUCAGUCGGCUGCGAUGCAUUUCUUCCUUGCCUUGCCCGAUGGGAGUAAAGAAGGUGGACAGGACUCCUCGGACGAGGAGGAUGAAGGUCCCGAUAUCAAGACGGUCAAGCAUCGACAAGAGAUCAACAAAAAGCGCAAGUCGACCGAGCGACGAGCCAAAAAAGACAUCAAGAACGCCAACGCCAAACGUCGUCAACGCGAAGCCGCUGCGGCCGAAGUGACGGGCAACUUUUCCGCUCUGCAAUUGCUCAACGACCCGCAGACAUUUGGCGAGAAGCUGUACCAGUCUUUGGUCAAGUACGAUCGCUCCUACACGCUCGACCACAAGGUCUUGGUCAUGCAACUGUUUGGUCGCGUCUGCGGCUCGCACAAGUUGACGGUCCUGAGCUUCUACUCUUACAUCGUCAAGUACCUCACCCACCACCAACUUCAAAUCACCGCGAUCCUCGUCGCUUUGGCCGAAUCGGUGCACGAGUUGACCCCGCCGGACGAAUUGACGCCCGUUGUGCGGAAGCUCGCGCACGAGUUCGUCCACUCUGGUGUCGCGGCCGAAGUCAACGCCGCUGGUUUGAAUGCCAUCACCGAAAUUUGCCGACGUCAACCUUGGUGCAUGGAGAAGGACCUCUUGGACGACUUGGUCGAGUACCGCUUGAGCAAGGACAAGGGUAUCAUGGUCGCUGCUCGGGGAUUGCUCGCGUUGUACCGAGAGGUCAACCCCGGCUUGUUGCAGCGUCGCGAUCGAGGCAAGGUCGCAUCGAUGAAGGCUACAGAUGAGAUGCAACCACUUGGGUUUGGUCAAUCGAGGGAAGACGCGACGGGAAUCGAAGGGUUGGAUCUAUUGGCGCAACAUUUGGCUGAGCGCGAGGCCAAGGGUGAGGAAGUGGAUGAGGAGGCCGAGUGGGAUGAUUGGGAACUCGACGAGGACGAUUCGGAUUCUUCGGGCGGCUGGAACGACGUCUCGAGUGAUGAAGAGGAUAUCGACAUUUCGGACUCGGACGACGAUGAGGAAACAAUGAAUGCGAGGAAGAGGAGGAGGAUCGAGAAGAAGGAAGCCAAGGGCAAGAAGGUCGUCGAGGUGGCUGGGUUGGUCGAGGAUGACAAGAUCGCUUUCGAUGAGGAAGAAAAUGACAGUGAAGCCGAAGAUGAGGAGGAUUCGGAUGAUGAGAGUGGCGAGGAAGAGGUUGAGGUUGAGGACGAAGAAGAGGGAAAUGAGCAAGGCACGGCGAUCAAAACGGUCAAAUUCACCGGCGUUGUCGACCCCGAGGACGAGGACGAGAUGUCGCUCACCCGAGCCAACAAGGAACUAGCCGGAACAACCUUUGCCAUGACCAAGAUCCUCACGCCUGCAGACUUUGCCAAGAUCAACGAGUUGCGCACGGCCGCGGCGGAGGAAGAGGCAAAGAACGGUGGUGGUGGUGCAGCACGCCGCAAGCUUGCAGCUUUGGCCGCGGCACGCAAGGCCAAUACGGGCGAGUCCUCGUCGUUCUUGACCGAAGGUGUCAUCAUCGGUGUGCAGAAGAAGGCCAAGGCGUCGUAUGAGGAGCGUCUGGCGCUUAUCGCCGAAGGCCGCGAAGGUCGUGAAAAGUUUGGCUCGCUUAAGCACAAGAAACUCGGCGAGAAGGAGCACUCGACGACGAACGAAGAGAAGCGCAAGAAGAAGGCCUUUGCAAUGGUUGCCAACUCGCGCAACGUCAGGAAAAAGAAUACGUCGUCGCUGCAGCAGAAGAGCAAGAAGCUGCGCAAUCACAUCGAUCGGAUCAAGCGCGGCGGACGAAGGGGCAACAACGGCUAA